Pseudophryne corroboree (corroboree frog) is the source of this 954-nucleotide messenger RNA. RefSeq names its product taste receptor type 2 member 43-like. Gene Ontology annotation, cellular component: membrane. Gene Ontology annotation, molecular function: G protein-coupled receptor activity; bitter taste receptor activity. The transcript has a single exon. The record is from RefSeq and is a predicted model, not a curated record. Gene Ontology annotation, biological process: G protein-coupled receptor signaling pathway; sensory perception of taste. Bases 1 to 954 code for a protein of 317 amino acids. Lineage: Eukaryota; Metazoa; Chordata; Amphibia; Anura; Myobatrachidae.
AUGAACAGGUCAAUGGAUGAAGAAUAUAAUGUACAUCUGAGUUGGGCUGUUGCAUCAGGAAUCACCUGUACAGCUGCACUAGUGAUAAAUGGAUUUAUCGUGUCUGUGAUUGCCACCGACUGGAUAAAACAAAGACCAGUGAUGGCGACUGACCAAAUUCUCACCUCCCUCGGGAUCACAAGGAUUAUCUACCAAUCUGUAUACCUACUGGACAUCUUUUUUGACAAGUUCUUUAUAAAAAGACAUAUAAUAUAUAUGGCGAUUGUUUACUUUAUUUAUGAAGUCUCCUUCUAUGUCGGCAUCUGUUUAGUAAACCUUCUCACUGUUGUCUUCUGUCUGAAGAUCUACAACUCACACAAUGCCUUCUUUCGACGUCUGAAGAUGAUGAUAUUACAGAGGGUCGUCUGUCUAAUUAUUGCCUAUGUGCUGAUUCCAAUUUGUUACUUUGCAAUAUUUGUAUUAAUUGCUAUUAUUACAUUGCCUCAGAAUGUAUUGAACACAACAUACAUAAAGGAAGUAAGUGAAACUAACAUGUAUACAUCUUUACUAUGGGACACUGCGCUAUUUCUCGUGUACGUCAUGUCAUCCGUCCUUCUUAUUUCCGUUCUGUGCCAUCACAUGAAAAGGAUGAGUUGUGACAGAGCUGUAACAGGACAACUGGACACUUAUUACAAGAUUAUAAAGUUCUCAGCUUUCUCAUUAUUUAGUUACAUCUUUUAUUUUGUCGCCCGUGUUACUUUAUGGCUAUAUCUGGGAUCACUGGAUGAUGUAGGAAUUCAUUUUAUUAUGAAUGUUUUUCCAACUCUGCAUUCUGUGUACCUGAUCUAUGUAACAGCCAGGCUAAGGACUUGUCUCUCUGCAAUUCUCCAACAAGGAACCAAAUUCUGGCUCAGUUGCAGACGUUGUUAUCCUGAAGACGGAGAUCCGGUGGAGACAAUCACUCAAAGACUUUAG